Molecule: messenger RNA, 786 nt
Organism: Candidula unifasciata
Lineage: Eukaryota; Metazoa; Mollusca; Gastropoda; Stylommatophora; Geomitridae
Source: the annotation of a GenBank genome assembly
AUGGAAUUGCCACGACUAGGACAACAAUGUACUGAGCCAACCUGCAAACAGCUGGACUUUCUGCCGAUGAAAUGUGAUGCUUGCUCCCAAAUAUUUUGUCGGGACCAUAUUAUGUAUGCCACACAUGAUUGUUCUGAGUCUUAUAAAAAGAAUAAUCAGGUGCCAGUGUGCCCACUGUGUCGGCUUCCUUGCCCUACAACCAAAGGAGAGUCACCAGAUAUUGUUGUGAGCAAACAUAUAGAAUCAGACUGUUUGUCUGAUCCAGCUAAAAACAGAAGGAAGGUCUACACAAACAGAUGCUCCAGGAAGGGCUGUAAGAAGAAGGAGUUGGUUCCAGUUGUUUGUGACAGCUGUCGUCUCAACUUUUGCUUUCAUCAUCGCCACCAACAAGAUCACAACUGCAAAGGAUUUCAAGGUUCAGGGAGAGCUAUUAGCAGUGCUGGGGCAGCUGCAAUUCUGAGGGCUCAGAAAAAAACACAGGCCCCCUCGUUACCUGCUCCAUCAUCUAGUGGUGCUGAGAACAGCAGCAAAUGUUUCUAUGAUAGACAACCGGAAGCUGUAGCAGACUUGACCUCAUUCCAGGCCAGCAUGAAUGAAGAUGAAGCCAUGGCAAGAGCUCUGCAAAUAUCCAUGAAAGCAAGCAUAGGGCAAGAUGAGCCGCCGCUGUUGGACAGAGUUGCCAGUCAGGAGCCGGAAGACUUCCUGCUAGCUCAAGCCAUAGCUUUGAGCCUGCAAGAUAUGUUGUUAUCAUCAACACAACAACCUCAACAAACUCUGAAAGUAUAG